UUUUCUUUCUUUUCCCCAUUUUUGCAUUCUCCCCCUCCCCCGCUUUGGUUCUCACCCUGGCCGCGAGCAAAGUGUCUUCAUGAGCACAGAGGAUGUCCGGGAAGCACUACAAGGGGCCUGAAGUCAGUUGUUGCAUCAAAUACUUCAUUUUCGGCUUCAAUGUCAUUUUCUGGUUCCUUGGCAUAGCGUUUCUUGGGAUUGGAUUAUGGGCAUGGAAUGAAAAGGGAGUGCUGUCCAAUAUCUCCUCAAUCACGGACCUGGGAGGCUUUGAUCCAGUUUGGCUCUUCCUAGUGGUAGGAGGAGUUAUGUUCAUUUUGGGCUUUGCAGGAUGCAUUGGAGCUUUGAGAGAAAAUACCUUUCUGCUCAAGUUUUUUUCUGUAUUUCUUGGAAUUAUUUUCUUCCUGGAGCUCACUGCUGGUGUUCUAGCAUUUGUUUUCAAAGACUGGAUAAAGGACCAGCUGUAUUUCUUUAUAAACAACAACAUCAGAGCAUACCGAGAUGACAUUGAUUUGCAAAACCUCAUAGACUUCACACAGGAAUACUGGCAGUGCUGUGGGGCUUUUGGAGCUGAUGACUGGAACCUCAAUAUUUACUUCAAUUGCACAGACUCCAAUGCAAGCCGAGAGCGCUGCGGUGUGCCAUUCUCUUGUUGCACGAAAGACCCUGCCGAAGAUGUUAUUAAUACUCAGUGUGGCUAUGAUGCAAGGCAAAAACCAGAAGUUGAUCAGCAGAUUGUUAUCUACACGAAAGGCUGUGUCCCUCAGUUUGAGAAAUGGUUGCAGGACAAUCUUACCAUAGUUGCUGGUAUAUUCAUUGGGAUAGCAUUACUGCAGAUAUUUGGGAUAUGCUUAGCCCAGAAUUUGGUUAGUGACAUUGAAGCUGUCAGAGCCAGCUGGUAAAACUGCUGAAGUAACCGCAACAAGACACUGGAUAACCGAAACCCUCUGAAACCUCCAGUGUGUCACUCUGACACCAAGCUGUAUGGACGUGGGUGACAGGGAAGCCUUCUCUCCCAAGCAGUCUCAAGUCUAAGUUUGUGAUAUUGCUGUGAACUCAUUUUUCUUUGGGAAGGGGGAGAGAAGAGUGGGCUACUUAAAUCUGCUGCUCACUGACAAUUUUUUUUCUUUUAAACCACCAGUUUGAAAGCUGUUGAGCUGUGAAUCUCUACUGUAUUCUUAAUCCUGAGUAACAAGUGGACACUUUUUUUAACUUGGUGUAUUCAAUGGGACAAAGUUGCAUCGUUGUAGUCUGUGGAUAUGCUGUUUAUUCUUCGUGUCAUGAGCUCUUCAAUAGCUGCCAAAUAUUCCUGAGAUGGUCUCUCUCCUCAUCACUCAAGAACAAUCUCCUUUAUUUUCACAGCUGAAAAUAGCUACAGAGCUACAGGUCUAAACCCAUCAAGCAGGAAGCAACUUUCUAUGCAUCUAUUGUACAGUAAAAGAAAUUGUUUUUAAAACAAGGGAUAUUUUUAUUUUAAUGCAAGCUUCCAGCCAUCUCCCUGCAUUACUCUGAGGUUGGCAUCAGCAAGCUCACAGGGAGAGCUGCCGUAUUUUACCAACAUCUUUCUUCCUUCUCCACCCUCGUGUUGAAGGGAAAGGAGUUUUAUAUUUGACAAGCAAGGGUUGUAGAGCCUUUGGUUGCUGCCAUACCUUAGGACAUCAGUCUCUUAAGGCAAGGUUGAGGUGUAACUGUAUAAAUGUAUGAAAGCAGUGUGGAUGUUGGGUCCAAGUGAGUAAUAUUAUUCAAAGAGUGAAUUAUAUAUUAACUUAAAAAGAUAUCAAAACAUAUAUAUCUGAUGUGGCUAAAUCUUUUGUUUCUCUGGAAUUUAGUGUAACCUAAUGUAUUUAGGGAUCUCACUAAUAUUAAUGCUUUAGUAUACUUGUGCAAAACUUCUUUUGAGAGAAUUCCUCUUGGUCUGUUCCUAGCUGAAGCUUUGUUCUUCCUUCUUUUCUUUCAAUUCUUUUUACUUGCAUGAGCUGUGGAGUAAGAAUCUGUGACACUCCCGUGCUUUAAAUCUGUGCAUAUGUUUUAAUGCAGUCUAAUCCAAACUUAUUUAUUGGUAAAUGCAUGUGAUUAUGGAAAGAUCAUAUCCCAUUCCCUUCAGAGUUGGAGAGAACACUUUCUAGAGGAAAUGCUUACCUCCAGUGAACAAAUCCUUGCUACAAAAACGCAUCUCCCUUUGUUGCUCUAAAUGCAACACAAAGCUUUCUUGAAGCAAUGGAAUAAAAGUUUUAAAACAGAAGUGUGUGUUUGGAUCAGUCAAGACAGGCUCUUUUGAACUGGACAAAAGAGAGCAGAAUUUGGAAUAAAGCACAAAUAGUGGAAGAAGAAUUAAAUCAGACUCCAUCCAGCUUAGAAUUUUUGAUUAGUUCUUCUUCACUAAUAAUAGUGAACUUACAAACCUGACCAUGGCUUGGGUAGUUUUAUGCACUUUGUGUAAGUAUAGCUUGUUGUGUGACCCUUCUCAGUACCUGCAGAACCAAUCCUGAAAGCUAUGAGCUCUUGGCUCCUGCUUUGGUCAGACAGUGGCAGAGGGUGUGUAGCAUCUUUCUGACAUCCUUAGCAUCUUUCUGAGAAGAGCUUCUUCAAAUGAUGUCGACUAGGAGAGAUGAAUGCAUUGCUUUCAAAGCUGCCUUCUUCUGGGGAAUGGAUAGAAAGCUGUUCUGAUGACCUGUUAAGGUCCUUUGACUUUUAUGAGCGUAUAAACCCUUGCACAUUUUGCCUUUCUGUGCUUUAGCUGGCUGUGGCUUUCCCUCCCCCCCC
This is a messenger RNA of Dryobates pubescens (Downy woodpecker), 2760 nucleotides long. RefSeq names its product tetraspanin 5 (gene TSPAN5). NCBI's taxonomy places the organism in Eukaryota, Metazoa, Chordata, Aves, Piciformes, Picidae. Bases 93 to 899 code for a protein of 268 amino acids. Gene Ontology annotation, cellular component: membrane. Gene Ontology annotation, biological process: regulation of vascular endothelial growth factor signaling pathway; protein maturation; protein localization to plasma membrane. The record is from RefSeq and is a predicted model, not a curated record. The transcript has 8 exons.